Vicia faba (fava bean) is the source of this 585-nucleotide messenger RNA. The record is from the annotation of a GenBank genome assembly. NCBI's taxonomy places the organism in Eukaryota, Viridiplantae, Streptophyta, Magnoliopsida, Fabales, Fabaceae.
AUGGCAGUGAUUGCACUUGCCAUUAAAGGUCUGGCUCUCAAAACAAUGCUGGGUGAUGAUGUUGCUGCUCUUAUGCCAAACUUUGCUCCUAAGAUAAAGGUUCUUAGAGAUGGUAAAUUGAGUGAGAAAGAAGCUUCAAUCCUAGAUCCAAGUGAUAUCAUUAGCUCCAAACUUAGUAACAUCAUACCAGCCGAUCACUCCCGGUCACUCAACAUCCAGAACAAAAAGUUUUCUCAGGCUCAACUUGCAAACAAGGAGAAAUUGAAGUCAUUGUUAUUGCAACAAGUGUCCACACAUUCUUCGAAAUGGCUGGUUGUAGCCAUUCUUGACAGUGGAAAGACAAGGACUUUUACAUAUACCAAAUUACUCAUUGAUAUCAACUUGAUUGAAGUUUUUAUUAAGGGCAUGUAUAAAGAACAUGUGAUUCCUCUUGCUGCUAGGUUGGCCUCUUUUGUUGAAGCUAACUCUAAUUACUCCAAAGUUAUGCUCUACAACACUUUUAGAGGGUGUAUUAAAAUUUGGAAAGGUUGGAACAGCUUCUACAACCUUGAGGACAAGGUUGGUUGGUCUUCAUGGGGUGGCUAA